UUCAUAAUUCUAAUUUGAAGUAGGGAUUGGGAUUGAAAGAAUUUUAAAGUGGGGAAAGGUUGGUUUGGAAGCUUUUUUAUUUUUCUCAUGUCAAGAAUUUCCCACCAGUGUUGUUGAUGGCCACUGUGUGACGUCAUUUGCCGCGAGUAGACUGAUCCAUGUGACCCGGGUGGGUGGGGGUUGCUCUCGUUACUUUUCCACACGCUCGACUGACUGGAGGGGGAAGAGUCGUCUGUCGUCGCUCGUACGUCCGCCGGCUGACCCGCUCACGCUCGUUCGCUAUCCGGCAGCCAGGACGGGCGCUCCUCCCCGCCCCCCCCCCCCCUGGUUCCUGGUGUGGGUCGUUUUCGGACUUAAGUGGGUUUCGUGGUGGAAUCAUCCGAGGAGUGAAGUCACCUGGAAGCCAAAAUGGCUUCUCCCGCCACAGGUGUCCGCCGUCUCCAGCUCUUUUCCGUCACCGUUCCCAUCCCGCCCAUACGUCCCGUCGAGACUCAGGGAAGCGGAUGGCUCGCGUCGAGCUCAGGUGCAUCUGGGGGGCUCCGGGAACUGGUCUGCAGCCCCCUUCCUCCUCCUCUAUAGCAGGGGAUGCGGCUUGAGCUUCUCUGUGGAUGUGUGGACCUCCAGGAAGGGGAUGUUAUUAAAAGAGGAGAACCCCACUUGGAGAGGAUUUUUGGGGAGGGAAAUGAAGGACAGUUUUGAGCAGGAUCUCCAGGGGAACAUCCUGACCCCCGAGCGCAAAAGCUAAUUAACGACCAGGAGGAGGCGCGACCGCCACCUCAGACAUUUAAAAAAACAAAAAAAAAAAAGGGAGAUCAUCACGAGCGGGAGGAGAAGAUCCCUCCCCGGCACCGCCGUUCUCGCCCACCUGUGCGGAUUAAGCGGCGGACGGCAUGGCGCACGCCGCCUCGCAGCUGAAGAAGAAGGCGGACGAGGUCCUCGUUGCGGCCGAGGAGGAGCGGGAGAAGGAGCGCAAGCGGGCCAGAAAGCGGGCACGGGGCGAUGUCAAGAAAAAGACGGAUGUGAACGCUUGUUACCUACGAGCAGCUCGCGCCGGAAACUUGGAGAAGGCUUUGGAUUACUUGAAGAAUGGCGUAGACAUCAACAUUUGUAAUCAGAAUGGCCUCAACGCGCUGCAUCUGGCCUCCAAGGAGGGCCACGUCGAGGUGGUGGCUGAGCUCCUCCAGCAGGGCGCCAAGGUGGACGCUGCCACCAAGAAAGGCAACACGGCGCUGCACAUUGCGUCUCUGGCCGGCCAGAUGGAAGUGGUGAAAGAGCUGGUCAUGCACAGCGCCAACAUCAACGCGCAGUCGCAGAAUGGCUUCACGCCGCUGUACAUGGCGGCGCAGGAAAAUCACCUGGACGUGGUGCACUUCCUGCUGGAGAACGGCUCAAGUCAGAGCAUUGCCACAGAGGACGGAUUCACGCCACUGGCGGUAGCGCUGCAGCAGGGCCACGACCAGGUGGUGUCGCUCCUCCUGGAGAACGACACCAAGGGCAAGGUGCGCCUCCCUGCGCUCCACAUCGCCGCCAGGAAGGACGACACCAAGGCCGCCGCCCUCCUCCUGCAGAGCGACCACAACGCCGACGUGGAGUCCAAGAUGAUGGUGAAUAGAACAACAGAGAGUGGCUUCACACCUCUCCACAUCGCCGCUCACUACGGCAACAUCAACGUAGCCACACUGCUGCUCAACAGAGGUGCCGCUGUCGACUUCAAGGCUCGGAAUGACAUCACGCCACUGCACGUGGCCUCCAAACGCGGGAACGGCAACAUGGUGCGCCUCCUGGUGGAGCGAGGAGCCAAGAUCGACGCACGGACCAAGGACGGUUUGACGCCGCUGCACUGCGGAGCCCGCAGCGGCCACGAGCAGGUGGUGGAGAUGUUGCUCAGCAGAGGCGCUCCCAUUCUCUCCAAAACCAAGAACGGUCUGUCUCCGCUCCACAUGGCGACGCAAGGCGACCACCUCAACUGCGUGCAGCUGCUGCUGCACCACGACGCGCCGGUGGACGACGUGACCAACGACUACUUGACAGCGCUGCACGUCGCCGCCCACUGUGGUCACUACAAGGUGGCCAAGGUCAUCGUGGACAAAAAGGCCAACCCCAACGCCAAGGCCUUGAAUGGUUUCACGCCGCUACACAUCGCCUGCAAGAAGAACAGAGUCAAGGUGAUGGAGCUCUUGCUGAAGCACGGCGCCUCCAUACAGGCCGUCACAGAGUCCGGCCUGACCCCCAUCCACGUCGCGGCUUUUAUGGGGCAUGAAAACAUCGUCCACCAGCUCAUCAACCACGGCGCCUCGCCCAACACCAGCAAUGUGAGAGGGGAGACUGCCCUUCACAUGGCUGCAAGGGCCGGACAAUCUAACGUGGUGAGAUAUUUGGUCCAGAAUGGCGCACAAGUCGAUGCCAAGGCCAAGGACGAACAGACGCCACUGCACAUCUCCAGUCGUCUGGGCAAGCAGGACAUUGUCCAACUGCUGCUCGCCAACGGGGCAUCGCCCAACACCACCACCAGCUCCGGGUACACGCCCCUCCACCUGGCCACCCGGGAGGGACACCGGGAUGUAGCGACGGCGCUGAUGGACCACGGAGCCAGUCUGGGCAUAACUACCAAGAAGGGUUUCACUCCGCUGCAUGUGGCGGCAAAGUACGGCAAGCUGGAGGUGGCCAACCUCCUGCUGCAGAAAAACGCCGCACCAGAUGCCGCCGGCAAGAGUGGACUAACUCCAUUGCAUGUGGCCGCGCACUACGAUAACCAGAAGGUGGCGCUUCUUUUGCUCAAGCAUGGAGCCUCACCACAUGCAGCCGCAAAGAACGGUUACACGCCACUGCACAUCGCAUCCAAGAAGAACCAGAUGGAGAUCGCCACCACGCUGCUGGAGUACGGCGCGUCCACCAACAGCGUGACGAGGCAGGGCAUCACCCCGCUACAUCUGGCCGCGCAGGAGGGCAACGUGGACGUGGUGACGCUGCUGCUGGCGCGGGAGGCUCGGGUCAACACGGGCAACAAGGUGAAACUUAACGAGAAUGCAAAAAACAAACAAAAAAAUGGCUUAACUCCACUCCACCUGGCUGCCCAGGAGGAUAAAGUCAACGUGGCUGAGGUUUUGGUCAACCACGGAGCCACCAUAGACCCCGAGACUAAGCUGGGUUACACUCCCCUCCACGUGGCCUGUCACUAUGGCAACGUGAAGAUGGUCCACUUCCUGCUCAAAAACCAGGCCAAGGUCAACACUAAGACCAAGAACGGUUACACUCCUCUCCAUCAGGCCGCUCAGCAAGGACAUACACACAUUAUCAAUCUGCUGCUGCAUCAUGGGGCGUCACCCAACGAGCUUACCACGAAUGGGAACAGCGCUCUGUCCAUCGCCAGGAGGCUGGGCUACAUCUCAGUGGUGGACACCCUCAAGGUGGUCACUGAAGAGACCCUGACCAUGCAGACGGUCACAGAGAAGCACAAGAUGAACGUUCCGGAGACCAUGAACGAGGUGCUGGACAUGUCCGAUGAUGACGCCUGUAAGGCCAGUGCUCCCGAAAUGAUCACAGAGGACUAUUUGUCCGAUGUUGAUGAAGGCGACGACGCUAUGACGGGGGACACGGACAAGUACCUGGCGCCCCAGGACCUGAGAGAGCUGGGCGACGAUUCGCUGCCGCAGGAGGGCUACAUGGGCUUUAGCGUGGGCGCACGCUCGCAGAGCCUGCGUUCCUUCAGUUCCGACAGGUCCAACACCCUCAACCGCAGCUCCUUCACCCGGGACAGCAUGAUGAUCGAAGAGAUGCUGGCGCCCAGCAAGGAUAUGCACUUGGCGGUUGCCAAAGAUUGCGACAACGACUCGCUGAGGAGGUACAGCUGGACGCCAGAUGCCAUGGACAACGUCAAUCUCGUUUCCUCGCCAGUCCACUCCGGUUUUUCCUCUCCGCUCCCGCAAUACGACAGCAGGUUCCUGGUGAGCUUCAUGGUGGACGCCCGAGGCGGAUCCAUGCGGGGCAGCCGCCACAACGGCAUGCGCAUCAUCAUCCCGCCCAGGAAGUGCACGGCGCCCACGCGCAUCACGUGCCGCCUGGUCAAGCGGCACAAGCUGGCGUCGCCGCCCCCCAUGGUGGAGGGCGAGGGCCUGGCCAGCCGGCUGGUGGAGGUGGGACCGGCCGGAGCGCACUUCCUGGGGCCUGUGAUAGUAGAGAUCCCCCACUUUGGCUCCAUGCGAGGGCAAGAGCGAGAACUGAUCCUCCUGCGGAGCGAGAACGGUGAAACCUGGAAGGAACAUCUGUACGACUGCAAGACCGAGGACCUCUGUCAGCUGCUCAACGGCAUGGACGAAGAACUUGACUGUGCCGAGGAGCUGCAGAGGAAGAGGAUCUGCCGCAUCAUCACCAAAGACUUCCCUCAGUACUUUGCCGUGGUGUCUCGCAUAAGGCAGGAAACUCAUCAGAUGGGACCUGAGGGCGGGACUCUGUGCAGCCGGAGUGUCCCAUUGGUUCAGGCUUCUUUCCCGGAGGGAGCGCUCACCAAAAAGAUUAAGGUUGGCCUUCAGGCCCAGCCAGUACCAGAUGAGACUGUGAAAAAGAUACUCGGCAACCGUGCGACCUUCAGCCCGAUUGUGACUGUGGAGCCCAGGCGGAGGAAGUUCCACAAGCCCAUCACCAUGACGAUCCCGGUCCCGGCGCUCUCAGGCGAAGGACUUUCUAACGGCUACAAAGGAGACUGCACCCCCUGCCUCCGGCUUCUCUGCAGCAUUACAGGUGGUACAUCUCCGGCACAGUGGGAAGACAUCACGGGCACCACUCCCCUCACCUUCGUCAAAGACUGUGUCUCUUUCACGACCAACGUUUCAGCACGGUUCUGGCUGGCCGACUGCCACCAGAUCCCAGAGACGGUGGGCUUGGCCUCGCAACUUUACAGGGAGAUGAUCUGUGUGCCCUACAUGGCCAAAUUUGUGGUGUUCGCCAAGAUGAAUGAUCCAGUGGAGUCCCGGCUGAGGUGUUUCUGUAUGACUGACGACAAAGUGGAUAAGACCUUGGAGCAGCAGGAGAACUUUGAAGAGGUGGCCAGGAGCAAAGACAUUGAGGUCCUGGAGGGCCGACCCAUUUAUGUGGACUGCUACGGCAACUUGACUCCUCUGACCAAAAGCGGUCAGCAGUUAGUUCUCAACUUUUACGCCUUCAAGGAAAACCGCUUGCCCUUCUGUGUCAAGGUACGAGACCCUAGUCAGGAGCCCUGCGGCCGCCUUACCUUCCUCAAAGAGUGCAAGAGCACAAAAGGCCUGCCGCAAACGGCUGUGUGCAACCUUAACAUCACGCUGCCCGCCGCCAGAAAGGAAAUGGAGUCAGAUGCUGAGGAUGAGACUGAAAAGCCCGAGCGACGUCAUACCUUUGCAUCGCUAGCCUUACGUAAGCGCUACAGCUAUCUGGCCGAGCCUGCACUGAGUCCUCAGAGUCCCUGCGAGAGGACGGACCUCCGCAUGGCCAUAGUUGCCGAUCACCUGGGACUCAGCUGGACUGAGCUGGCCAGGGAGCUGGACUUCUCCGUGGAGGAAAUCAACUCAAUCCGGUUGGAGAACCCGAACUCCCUGACGGCGCAGAGCUUCAUGCUGCUAAAGAAAUGGGUGCACAGGGACGGUAAAAACGCCACAACGGACACUUUAACAGCGGUGCUGACUAAGAUCAAUCGGUUGGAUAUUGUGACUUUGCUGGAAGGGCCCAUAUUUGACUACGGUAACAUUUCAGGCACUCGCUGCUUUGCCGAUGAUAACGCAGUAAUCCCGGAUCAGUCCGAUGGAUACCACCAAAUAGAUGCGGAGCUGCGAACCCCCAGUGAACUACACUGCGCUCCCCCCACCCUCCUGCAUUCCGACGACUUUUUGCAUGACGGCGAAGGCGGCGGCAGUUUAGUAGACUCCCCUAGCAGGCCUAGUGAGCUCUCCCUCGUUUGCGAACCCCCCCUGGUGCGUGUGGAGGACCCCAGCGAGUCGCCCGACAAUGACAGGAGGGCGGCCAAGCGGCGGGCCAUGUUCGAGGGCGCUUACGCCCCCUACGAGAGGCGGGGGGGGCACCACGAAGAGGAGGAGGAUGACGAAGAAAUGACCCAGGAGAGGCUGCAGAGUCUCCUGGAGGACAUCAAGCUGGAGGAGGGAGGCCUGGAGGACGAGGAGAUGACGGAGGAGAAGGUGCAUGCCAUCCUGGAGCAAGUGCGGCAGGCCGAAAAAGACUUGUGUUCGCUUCCAGGAUGGAGAGGAGGUGAAGCGGAGACGGUGGAGCUCGGACCCGCCUCCGAGGAGGGCAGUCCUGAUAGUCUGGCCGACUCGCUGGAACAGCCGCCGGCUCAGGGCAGCAAUAAAGGAGAAGAGGAGCAAGGCGGCGAGCGGUCAGCUAGGAGAGUCCAGCCGGGAAAUGGGAACAACAAACCAGGAAGAAAAAGUCACUCGUAACGGCAGCACCUCCCGACGCAAACCUGUUGCAGGUCCGCUGGCCGUGGUGUGACCACACACUCAUCCACCACACUCGAGCCGGGAGGGAAAACGGACCAACGGGCAGCGUCCGGUCACACCCAAAAAUGGCACCUUUUGUUUCUGUUUUUGUUUUUUCAACCUUGAG
This is a messenger RNA of Syngnathoides biaculeatus (alligator pipefish), 6588 nucleotides long. Its product is annotated as ankyrin-3-like. Gene Ontology annotation, biological process: protein localization to T-tubule; regulation of cardiac muscle contraction; signal transduction. Gene Ontology annotation, cellular component: T-tubule. Lineage: Eukaryota; Metazoa; Chordata; Actinopteri; Syngnathiformes; Syngnathidae. The record is from RefSeq and is a predicted model, not a curated record. Bases 891 to 6422 code for a protein of 1843 amino acids. The transcript has 46 exons. Gene Ontology annotation, molecular function: protein binding.